GAUUUGAUUUCUCGUAGGAUCGCACUUCUUCGGUAGCUCGUGUGUUCCAAAACACAAAAAAUCAGCGGAAAAAAACAUUAGGGUAUGAAAAACAUGGCGAAAUACACCAAUAAUGAUUCCCCUUCUUCUGAUCCCUUUGCUGAGUAUAUGUGGAUGGGGGAAAUGGAAAAAUUUGACGAAGAGGUGGAAAAAGAGUUUGAGGAACAAGAAUUUAUAAGAAAUUGUAUAGAACAACUUUUAGAUGAAGAGGAAGAACGUGAAACUAUUUUUUUUCACGAAAAUGGCAUUCAAGCCCUUCCCAAUGGUUCUCAUAAUCAGGAAGUUCCUAAUGGUUAUGGAUAUCAGCCAGACCAUUAUACAAAUGGUUACUCCCAUCAACUCAAUGGAAAUCAUCAAGAGCUCGAUUAUUAUAUGGAGAAUUUUCACAUUAACAGCCAAUGGCAACAACAACAAGUUUCCCAAAUUGUUAAGAAAUCAACUCUUAACCCGAAUGCAGCUCCGUUUACCAUGAAUCCUGAAGCAAAAGAAUUUGUCCCACGUAAUAGCUACAUGCCAGCACAACCACCUCCAAACCAAUGUGUACCUACUCAAGAUAAAACACAGACAUUUCAAAGCAAAUCGAGCUAGUCUUGCUGGAGAAAAUCAGACAAGCAAUCCGUUAUUUGGAUUUGGUUUACUUUUUAUAAUGUCGUGUUUGUGCUCAGAGAUAUUUAUAUAUUUAUUGAAAUUAACAGUAAAUUAAAAAUAGAAAAAUGGAAGCGAUCGAAGCUUUCUUGAGUUUAUUUUUUACUUUCUUUAAUUUCUUUUAGUUUUUGUUUAUGUUGAGCGUAAAAUCAAAAUGGAUGUCGUUAUUUGGUUGGAGAAUGUAAAGUAAAGCGGGGUUUGUACAAAGUCACUUAGAAUGUUGGACUUUUUGUGUUAAAUCAGGGAAUAAAAGAGAAAAGAUAUAUACUGCCAACUUGUCUUUUGUGUGCUCUUAAUUUUCUAAUUUCAGUGGAUGUUUCUAUUAACUAAAAUGAUUUUUUUAAAAAAAUAUAUAUCGAAAAUAUUUCAAGGAUAACGAUAUAUUUUAGUGACUUUGAGAGGGAGUAUAUUAAGCAUUGAAUAUCGUGUAAAUAUAUUACUUUUAUUUUGGAUUUAUAAGAGAAUGUGUUGUUUUUAA
Molecule: messenger RNA, 1162 nt
Organism: Hydractinia symbiolongicarpus
Lineage: Eukaryota; Metazoa; Cnidaria; Hydrozoa; Anthoathecata; Hydractiniidae
Product: polyadenylate-binding protein-interacting protein 2-like
Exons: 2
Coding region: 85-627 (180 amino acids)
Biological process (GO): negative regulation of translational initiation
Cellular component (GO): cytoplasm
Molecular function (GO): mRNA regulatory element binding translation repressor activity
Source: RefSeq, a predicted model, not a curated record